Arachis ipaensis is the source of this 480-nucleotide messenger RNA. RefSeq lists its product as uncharacterized. Lineage: Eukaryota; Viridiplantae; Streptophyta; Magnoliopsida; Fabales; Fabaceae. The record is from RefSeq and is a predicted model, not a curated record. Gene Ontology annotation, molecular function: nucleic acid binding.
AUGGAAGAUCAGAGGAGCAUGAGGGAGGAGCAGAUGAGGCAGGGGCGAGACAUUAAGGAGCUUAAAUGCUCCAGAGGAUUCCCGGAGGGAGCAGUGGCUGCCAUCAUUGAGGUAACCCCCUAUCACCCUCAGACAAGUGGACAGGUUAAAGUCUCCAACAGGGAACUCAAGAGGAUCCUUGAGAAGACUAUAAGUACUUCAAGAAAGGACCGGGCAAGGAGACUUGAUGUUGCUCUCUGGACAUACCGGACUGCUUUCAAGACCCCUAUUAGAAUGCCUCCAUACCAGCUGGUUUAUGGUAAGGCCUGUCACUUGCCAGUGGAGUUGGAGCACAGAGCAUAUUGGGUAACAAAGUUUCUGAACUUUAAUGCCAAGGCUGCAAGAGAGAAGAGGUUGCUCCAGCUGAAUGAGCUUGUUGAGUUCAGAAACUAUGCUUAUGAGAAUGCUGCCAAGCUCUACAAGGAAAAGGCCAAAAAGUAG